Messenger RNA from Columba livia (rock pigeon), 4576 nucleotides. RefSeq names its product PLAG1 like zinc finger 2 (gene PLAGL2). The coding region runs from base 526 to 2007 and encodes 493 amino acids. Gene Ontology annotation, cellular component: nucleus. Gene Ontology annotation, biological process: regulation of transcription by RNA polymerase II. The transcript has 4 exons. The record is from RefSeq and is a predicted model, not a curated record. Gene Ontology annotation, molecular function: sequence-specific DNA binding; DNA-binding transcription factor activity, RNA polymerase II-specific. NCBI's taxonomy places the organism in Eukaryota, Metazoa, Chordata, Aves, Columbiformes, Columbidae.
CGGGGGGCGGCACGUGGGAGCCUCCGCUGGCGGCCGCGGACCCUUCCCGGGGCGGGGAGGGUUCCCGCGUCCCCCCGGUGCCAACGGCGGAGCUGCCGGGGCUCCCGCGGUCACCCCGCCGACCUCCUGAGCUCCGGCUGGGGCGGAGCGGAGUCACCGGUGGGGCUGUGACCGACUGAGGUGUCCGGAGCUGCACAGCCCAGCGGGGUUUUCUUAGCACCGGUACGAAGUUCCCCGGCACAGCGGGUGUCCCGGGCUGGUCCAAGGGCUGCGAUGUACCAGGUAGCUGUGAAGUUGGCACGGAUGGCAGCCGCUGUCAGAGAGAACGCAGCAACCUCCCUGGUGAAGGCGGCAGAGGCGCCCACAGUGCGUGCACAGCUCUGAAGCACUAGAUGAAGAGGGUUUGCUAUUGAAGCAGAUUGCUCACAGAGGCUUCCAACAGAAAACUGCACCACGACGCCACCCCAGCAAGACGCCUGCAGGCACGAGUUCCGCUUGAAAUGGCCAUGUUCUACUAGCCCUGCCAUGACAGCAUUUUUUCCCAGUGUUCCCAACUGGAUUCAAGAUGCAAAGCAGGAGGAAGAAGAGACGGGCUGGAAAUUAGUCCCCAGAGCAAGAGGAGAAGAGACCGAAAGUCAGGGAAAAUGCCAGUGUGAAAUAUCGGAGAGCUCCUUCCCUACUGCGGACAAGCUGAGAACUCACCCGCUCUCGCACCCGGAGCAGAGGCCGUACAACUGCCCGCAGCUGCACUGCGGCAAAGCUUUCGCCUCCAAGUACAAGCUGUACAGGCACAUGGCCACGCACUCUGCUCAGAAGCCUCACCAGUGUAUGUACUGUGAGAAGAUGUUUCACCGGAAGGAUCACCUACGCAACCACCUGCAGACCCACGACCCCAACAAGGAGGCUCUGCACUGUCCUGAGUGCGGCAAGAACUACAACACCAAGCUCGGCUUCAGGCGCCACCUGGCCAUGCACGCGGCUGCCAGCGGUGACCUCAGCUGCAAGGUGUGUCUGCAGACGUUCGAAAGCACCCAGGUCCUGCUGGAGCACCUCAAAGCUCACUCUAGGCGGGCUUCUGGCGGAGCCAAGGAAAAGAAGCAUCCGUGUGACCACUGUGACAGGCGCUUCUACACCCGCAAAGAUGUGCGGAGACACUUGGUUGUGCACACGGGGCGGAAGGACUUCUUGUGCCAGUACUGUGCCCAGAGGUUUGGGCGCAAGGAUCAUCUGACCAGGCACAUGAAGAAAAGCCACUCCCAGGAACUGCUGAAGAUUAAGACAGAGCCGGUGGACAUGCUGGGGCUCCUGAGCUGCAGCUCGUCUGUGGCGGUGAAAGAGGAGCUGAGUCCCGUCCUGUGCAUGGCAUCCAGAGACGUGAUGGGUGGGAAGAGCUUCCCUGGCAUGUUGCCUGUGGGCAUGUACAGCACACACCUCCAAACCAUGCCCAGCUCAGGGAUGCCCCAUUCGCUGGUUCCUAAUUCUCUUCCCAUGGGAAUGAGCUACCCUCUGGAGUCUUCUCCCAUCUCCUCCCCACCGCAACCUCCUCCAAAGUAUCAGCUUGGAUCUACCUCAUAUUUGCCUGAGAAACUACCCAAAGUAGAGGUGGACAGCUUUCUGUCGGACUUCCCUGGCAGCCUGUCUCUCUCAGCUGGUGAGCCUCAGUCCUCUUCGCCUCAGCCACCCCCCCUGGAUGAGGCUUUGCUUUCCAAGAGCCCUGCGAACCUGUCAGAGGCUCUCUGUGCUGCUAACAUGGACUUCUCUCAUCUUCUUGGCUUCCUCCCCCUCAAUCUUCCUCCUUGCAAUCCCCCUGUAUCGUCAGGGGGAUUGGUCAUGGGCUACUCACAGGGGGAGACACAGCCACUGCUCACCACUUUGCAACAUCAACCUCAAGAAUCUCCCGGAGCUGGGGCCUCACUGAACUUUGGGCCCCUUCACUCAUUGCCCCCUGUCUUCACCUCCAGCUUGAGCACAACCACACUGCCACGGUUCCACCAAGCGUUCCAGUGAGCUGAAAACAGCGCUGGAGAACAGAUCUUUCAGUCACCGUUUUGUGGAAAGCCUUAAAAACGCACAACUCUUCCUUCCCUUUGGGGUUCGAAAGCUUUGCAAAGCUGUUUCAGACGGGAGGUUUCUGAUCUCUGGAGGGAGCACUUGUAGACUGGAACAGCAGAUAUCCCCGUGCAAGUCCCAGUCCUGUACAGCAAAAAGAUUUCAGCUAAUAGACUGGAUAUAUUUUAUCUAAUUUUUAAUCUGUGAAUCAGGAGCCGCGCUUAGCACUGACCUUCCCUGAGAUCCCGAAGUGAUGUUCCUCUUUGGGAAGGGACUGUCCCUGAGAAGGAGUUGAGACUCACUCAUCUUGGGCUAAACUUCUGAAGAGUCCAGCUUCCAUUUCAUGUUCUCACACUGCAAUUCUGGCGAACCAGCCAAUACCUCCCCACGGAGAAGGAGGAGCAGUCAAGAUUCCCGCUCUGUAUGAAGCCAAUGGGGAAGGGGCUCCCCUUCCCCACUACCUCUCCCCACCACCUCGCACCACUUUCUCCACCCAACGCAGCUUACUCCACAUCAGUGUUAAGCACCAAGACCCGUUUACAUAGCAAUUUCAGAGACAUCACCUCAUUCAUCCUUGCAGAGCCGUUAAACUCAUCACAGUGAACAUUGUUUACACAGCACAAAUCUGUUUCCACCAGUACAAACAUAGGAGGCACCAGAAUACACUGGGUUUAUGUCUGGUGUAGCUAGAACACUGUUUACACAAUGAAGUCAGGUUGCACUGAUUUCUCUUCACAUAUCAUGUUCUUCCCCCAUGGGGAAAUACACUUUUGCUUUUCGGACCAGUUCAGCCUCUGCCACUGUAGGCAGCAGCUUCCUGCUGUUCUCUCUGGUUACCCACGUGUCGAGGGGACGGAGCAGCUCCGGCAGCUUUGCUCAGGUUUGCGGUGUGCAGGUAGAGCCCUUUACGUAUCUCCCACAGGCAAACAGGUCGUGCGUCUGUUCUCAAAACCAAAGCGCAUGACAAAGCUGGGUCAGGAGCUGGGGCGGCAGCGACGAAUCCUGUCACAGCAGGAUGGACAAGUUCGGGCUGAGGCUCCUGCGCUGGAGGUUCCUGUGGGAUGAGGAACAGAGCACGAGUUUCUAGGUUGUUUUUACCACAACAGUUCAGUGAGGUCAGUACCUUUUGCCUUAUCCACAAAGCAGUCUCAAGAGAUUAUUUUUACCUCUGUCCUGGGGUGAUAACAUCCAGGAAUUGGGGGGGGAAUAUUGGUCCCAGCUUCAUGUACAUUCUGCCAGUGUAUUUGAAGCGCUUGCCCCAACACUAAUAGUGCUCACAAACGCAGAGGGUUUCGGUCUGCGUCACCCCGUCACUGCAGAUUUGGGUCCACUGGCCUUUUUGUUGUUCUCUCCUUUUUGAGCUUUGCCUCCCGAAGUUCAAGUUCUGCUUCCCCUGCUCCCUGCCCCACUUCUUAAAUUCUUCCACGGACCGUCUGCACUGAGGACAGAGGGGUCACACGCUCAGUGACAGCAGCUGCUGGUGUCACAUAGCAUCUGUGUCACCUCCUGCUCUUGUUUUCCUGGGCACUUGUACUGUAGAUGGCAACGUACGGAGGUUGAUCUCACUGUACGUUGGUGCGUGUUUAUGAAAACAGAUGCAGAUCUUCGUACCUCAGUGUGGAAGAACCAUCGUAGGCCAACAUAAACCAGAAAGUCUGUCGAUACUGUUGUCUAUAAAUCUAGAAAAUGCAAAAAUCUACCUCUACUCUGUUCUCGCAGCUCCGUCAGUGAAGCCAGCUGCUGUCCCCCCUCGCAUUCCCAGUACACCCAGUAUACCCAGUGCAUAUUGCCUUCCACUGAGCCACUGACCCCACAGCGGGACGCCCGCCGUGCCUUGGUCAUUCACAAGCUUGUUCCCCCUCCGUUUUCCUCAAGAAUUUUGUUUUUAAUUUAGCUUAGUAAUUCUUCCCAGAAUGACUGUUUAGCGAUCCACUGAUUCUCCAGACCAUAGAUCAGUUGUUUUAGGUUAGCCAGCAAUGCUGCAAGUAAUACUUUUGUAUCAAAAUGUAAUAUAAGAUUUAUUUACCUCAGCAAUAUCCUGUGGCAAUGAUCCCCGAGUUAAAUGCAGUACUUUCUCUUCUCCGUCAGAGUUGCCUUGCGAAGCUCACGAGUGCCUUCUUGUUCUCUAACCCAGAAAAGGUAAAGGGAGCGUUUCAACUCAGCUCCUCUUUGCCACCAUCGAAUACCUCAGGCCUUUCUAUUGCUUUGCUCUUUGCAAAUUAAAGAGUUUUACACUGUUAUUGAUGAUAUGCAAGCCUUAUCCCUAUCUUCAGAGGAUUUUUUUUUUUGAGAAAUCAAUGCUCAGAACUGAUCACUUACAGCACGUGAGGAUUAUCAGACUUAUGCAAUGCCAUCGUCCACCCUCUGCUGCUGCAGAGCGUUCAGCUCUCUUGCUCUUUGCCUGCAUUGUACUCCAACCAGGUGUCAGCACUGGAAUUCCUUUAGCAGCAGUAGCUAAACUUAGAGCCAGGCAUCUUUUUCCUGCCAGUAGUCUGUCAAAGAAUAAAUGGAAUUCAUUUUGCUAUUA